This is a messenger RNA of Camelina sativa (false flax), 687 nucleotides long. The record is from RefSeq and is a predicted model, not a curated record. Lineage: Eukaryota; Viridiplantae; Streptophyta; Magnoliopsida; Brassicales; Brassicaceae.
GAAGGAAUCUAACGGUGUAAGGAAUAGCGUCAAACCUAAGCCAAAAAAACCUCCCAAAUUCUCUCCUUUUAAAACCCUCUCGAUCUCUCUCUCUCCUCUCAGUCCUCUCUCUCUCUCGCCGCAUCGCUGCUUCUUAAACCUCUCGGACGCGUACUCCUCUCUCGAACUCCGAUUUAACAUGGCGCUACCGAAUCAGCAGACCGUAGAUUACCCUAGCUUCAAGCUCGUCAUCGUUGGUGAUGGAGGCACAGGGAAGACAACUUUUGUGAAGAGGCAUCUUACUGGGGAGUUUGAGAAGAAGUAUGAACCUACCAUUGGUGUGGAGGUUCAUCCUUUGGAUUUCUUCACAAACUGUGGCAAGAUCCGUUUUUACUGCUGGGACACUGCUGGUCAAGAGAAGUUUGGUGGCCUUAGGGAUGGAUACUACAUCCAUGGUCAGUGUGCCAUCAUAAUGUUCGAUGUCACAGCAAGGCUCACAUACAAGAAUGUUCCGACAUGGCAUCGUGAUCUUUGCAGGGUGUGUGAAAACAUCCCGAUCGUUCUGUGCGGGAACAAGGUUGAUGUGAAGAACAGGCAAGUGAAGGCGAAGCAGGUCACAUUCCACAGGAAGAAGAAUCUGCAGUACUAUGAGAUAUCAGCAAAGAGCAACUACAACUUCGAGAAGCCUUUCUUGUACCUUGCUAGAAA